Messenger RNA from Linum trigynum, 2679 nucleotides. NCBI's taxonomy places the organism in Eukaryota, Viridiplantae, Streptophyta, Magnoliopsida, Malpighiales, Linaceae. The record is from the annotation of a GenBank genome assembly.
ACUAUCGGCUUCGUGAUAAUAAUAAUAAUAAUAGUCAAUUUUUGAAAAAUACACAAAUGUAUCCACACUUUUGAAACUAGUUUGACAAAUUUAACCAUUUUCGUUAAAUACUUUGAAGUCAUCAACACCUCCAUUAGUUAAAUGGAUGUUAAGCUGAUAUGAAUACCACUUAGACGACAUGUCAUCUCCAAUUAUACAUGCCAAACUACAUGGACGCCACAUCAUAUUUUAGAUUAAAAAAUAGGGUAAAUGCCAAAUUUGGGGUUUACUAAAACGUGUCAUGUUUAGUUACUGAAAAAAUUAAUAUCAAUUUUGGUCAGUCGAAUUAGUAAAAUGAUCCACGUUUAGUCACUCUCAGUUAACUUUAUCUGAUGUGGCAGUCAACCUUAACAGUUGACCGUUAAAUGACUAACGUUACAAUUAAAAAAUUAAUAAAAAAAUAAAUAUAAUUCUUUUAAUAUUUCCACAUUAUUAAAAUAAUAAACUAAAAUAUAUUAACGAAACAAAAAAGAGCACGGCAAAACCGAAAUUCUUCGGUGCUCUGCCUCCUCAUCCUCCAGCAGCCACCGUUCCGCCAACUGGCUCCACAUCAUCUGCAUGCUAUUGGAGUAUGCAAACACGAAGGGGUCUUUUGCAUUGACUUUCGAUCGGCAUAUUGGGCAACUGGAGUGCUUCUCCAGCCACUGGUCGAUGCAAUUGAUGUGGAAGGCGCUUGCACUGCGGCAGCAGCCGAAGGAUCUCGACGUCCUCGAAUUUGGAUAUGCAGACGGAAUACAUUCCAAACAUAUAUGCCAUGGUUCCUUACUUCCAUGGCGUACAAAUGUCUAAACUUUGUACUUUUAGAUACCUUUUCAAACACAUCCCCUCAUCCAAACGACACAAAUAAAUUUUCAUGAAGUGAUAAACUAUGAGCACCCAUUAGUGGUUACUUUUCAGAUAUACUAGAUCGAAAGAUCACGCUCUACACAGGAUGUUAACUUCUUAUUUUAUUAAGAUUUUGUAUUUUUCUAAAUACAAAGUGCUAUGAAUUAAAAAAAAUUCACACAAUACAAUUUUUAAUUGUGUGAAUUGGUAAAUGAAACAAUAUAAUCUAAGAUCGUUGAAAGUAUGUGUUCAACCACAUAUAAUAUCAAGUUGAACCUAUUGAGUCAAACUCAAAUAAAAUAUGGCCCCAAAAUUUUAAUGAAAUUUAAUAAAUAAAUAAAAUACAAAACUACAAAAAAAUACAGAAUAACAAUAGAUGUUAUUUGACCCAUCAAACCUUAGUCGUCCAUUCAAUAGCCCAUCAAAACACACCAACCCAAGACUAUUUAAAGGAAUGUUAGGCCCAUUGAUGCAUUAGUUAAAUCAAUUUACUUUUAUUUUCUUCUAUUAAUGAUUUUGUUUUGGCGCAUAAAAACCGAGAAGCACAUCUAAAAAAUAUAUUAAGCAUUUUCUCAUUAACAACCUCUCCAAUUCAAAUUUCCGUUCACCUUACGCGUUCACGUCAGCGCCUCUUUUUUCCGAUCAGAAACCGCUACAUUACAGGAAAAAAUUAAAAAAUAAAUCGUCAAACAGUGGAUUCCCUUCCUCCCUCGCGUUCCCAAUUCAAAACCACCGCCAGUUUGCGCAGAGGCAAACAGUGUCUUCGUUCCCUCCUGUAGCCGGCCAUACCAUCUAGCAGAACCAUUCCUUUGGGAUUCCCACCAUCUCAUACCUCUUCCCCACACCAUAGCCAUUUCCUAUUGGAGAUUCUACUCCCAAUCUACCUCUCCAAAAAAUUACUCUGUUGUCAAUCUCCGUCACUUUCAUCUUCUCCUUCCAUUCCACUGCCACCAAUGAUGUCUAAUAUCUUCUUAUGUUCCAAGGCCUCAUUUAUGCUGGUCAAUAAGGGUUAGAAUCACAACGGUCAACAGUUCGCGUGCGGCAGCAACAUGAAAGACUGCACCAAUACGAGAGACAGGGGAAGCUUCGACCGCCGGCUUGGUUUUGCCCAGGACCGGCUUUGACAUUGAACUUCAAAUUGAAUCUCUAAUUAAUUAAUCUAACCUCAUUUAACUUCAAUUUAUUACCGCUCCACACACAACCGUCGUCAUCUUCACUUCUCUUCCGUUCCACCACCACCAAUAUUAUCUCAUUCCUCCUAUCCAUCAUCUAUUUGGAGGAAACUACACUACUUUUGAUGUAUGUAUCGUUAUAAUAAUUUUUCUUUUUAGUUUUAGUUGACUAUAACAUGUACAAUAUUUUUCUCAUAACGAGCACGGUUCAAUAUGACAUUUCGAGUAAUGCCAAAAAUAAUGUGGAUGAAGACAAUGUUUCUUUAGAUACAAUUUGGAUAUGCUAUGUCAAGACUGGUAUUUAGGUCAACAGAUGAUAUAUACGAGGGGUUGAUGAGUUCCAACAUACAACCUAAGAUCCUUAUAUUAUUAUAGUGUAAAGUUUCUAUUAGAUAAAUUACAUAAACCUACUCAUCACCUCAUCCUAAAUCAAUAAACAAUACAACAUAUUAUACAUUUUCUCAAAUUUGAAAAUUUCUCAAUUGUUAAGCAUUCACAUCAGCAAUGAUUUAUCAAGUCACUUUUAUUAUUUUAAUUUUUAAACUCAAUACUGAGUAAAAAUAAACGAACAUAUAAAUUUGCGUUACCAAGAUUCAAACACACAACCUAUAAGGGUGAAAUUUAAUAUAGUGUAAAGUUUCUA